AAAAGCUUCUCAUCCCUGUUUGACAGUAACAAACAAUUUGUUUAUGUUCGAUAAUUUUGACUUUUGUAUCAUAUUAAUAGCGAUUUACUGAAUUUAUUAGUUUAUUUCCAUAAGAAAAUAGUAAUUAAAAGUUAAAAAUGCCCUACGCUAAUCAACCGUCAGUGCAUAUUACCGAAUUAACGGACGAAAAUGUCAAAUUCCAAGUGGAAGAAACGGACUUAAGUGUUGCGAACAGCAUGAGACGAAUUUUUAUCGCCGAAACACCGACAAUGGCCAUCGAUUGGGUUCAAAUUGAAGUGAAUACGACAGUUUUGAGCGACGAAUUUCUCUCUCACAGAAUUGGAUUAAUUCCAAUUAUCAGCGACGAAGUUGUCGAUCGAAUGCAAUACACAAGAGAUUGUCAGUGCAUAGAUUUCUGUCCCGAGUGUAGCGUCGAAUUCACAUUGGAAGUAAAAUACACAGGCGACAAAACUCUGAAUGUGACGAGCGCCGAUUUUAAAUCAAGCGACGGAAGAGUUCGUCCACUGAAUUCAAGACCGCGAGACGAAGAAAGUGACUAUCCCGAACCCGACGAUAUUCUGAUCGUUAAAUUGCGAAAUGGCCAGGAAUUGAAAUUACGAGCGUAUGCAAAGAAGGGUUUCGGAAAAGAACACGCAAAAUGGAAUCCAACGGCGGGCGUUAGUUUUGAGUACGAUCCUGACAAUUCAAUGAGACACACUUUAUUCCCAAGACCCGAGGAGUGGCCAAAGUCUGAGUACAGCGAAUUGGACAAGGAUCAGCAUGAAGCUGCAUUCAAUUGGGAGGCAAAACCAAAUAAAUAUUAUUUUAAUGUCGAAGCGAGCGGCGCAUUGAAACCAGAAAAUAUCGUUAUGAUGGGAAUUGCAGCUUUAAAAAAUAAAUUAUCCAAUUUACAAACGCAAUUGAGCCACGAAGUUAAUAGUGACGCUCUCAGUAUUCAUCAUUAAAGACCAAAAAGCAAAAAAAAAAA
Leptopilina heterotoma is the source of this 988-nucleotide messenger RNA. It is a transcript of the gene RpII33, whose product is annotated as DNA-directed RNA polymerase II subunit RPB3. The transcript has 5 exons. Gene Ontology annotation, molecular function: DNA-directed RNA polymerase activity; protein dimerization activity; DNA binding. Bases 138 to 965 code for a protein of 275 amino acids. Gene Ontology annotation, cellular component: RNA polymerase II, core complex. NCBI's taxonomy places the organism in Eukaryota, Metazoa, Arthropoda, Insecta, Hymenoptera, Figitidae. The record is from RefSeq and is a predicted model, not a curated record. Gene Ontology annotation, biological process: DNA-templated transcription.